UUUGUUAGCAGUUGUAUGCCAUUCUUUUGCCGUUUGCUUAUCAAACAAUCUGUUGUACGAUAACCCAUUUGAUUAGAUUCCUUACCUUAGGCACGUCUUAAAACAGAACAACACGGGAGAGGGACGGUUGGAAGGGACGCGAAAGAUCGGAGGAUAACUUUCGACAGUCAUCACCCAGUAAGAUUAAAUUCAUUCACCGGGUGUUUCCUUUCUUUACAUAACCGAUAAUGGGCCGCGAUAAUUGCCCGAAUCCCCGGUUAACGGCUAACGGGCAACGCGAAUGCAAAUGAUGAUGGCCCACUCCCCGCACUCACCCAUAGUGUAGGCGGCUGGAGACACGAGACACGGCCGCAUUCUACGCAUCACAGUGCACUAUACCUUUCGCGAAAAUACUAGGCUUAUUGGGGGUGUCGCUAGUUGUAAAAGACACCUUCGCGAUACGACACGACGAAUCUCCGUUAUCUAGUGCCACACUGAUAGCGUGGCCCGGUGGUGACGUACGUGUGUGUGUCUCGGUUGGUGUUGUCGCGAAUGGCCCGCAAAAAUCACCCACUUUGACUAUUAUUGUUUUAUCUGAUCAGAGAUCAAGAGUGGUCGUCGGCGCGGCACAGCCCAGCCAGUAUAAAAACGAGUCUCCUGGAGAUGUGAAAUCUUCGACUUGCUAGCACCCGAGCGCACCUAGGACGGUCCAUAGACCUAAACGCAACGCAACGCAGCGGCAAAGAAAGAAAGUGAAGUGACCGUACCGUGUCGGGUAGCACCGAGAAGGUUGAAUUGCGCGUGAAAUAACUUUCCCUUUCGAGCGAAUAUUCUUGUGGCCUCGAUCGCCUUGUCGCGAUGGAUCUCUUUUUGCUGUGAUUGACUGCCGGCGUUCGUGUCAAUGUUUUCUAAACCUAACCACAAUCUCAUUUCUACGGAGUUGGUAGUGGUGCUGCGAAAGAGCCGGAAGAUACGAAGUGAAAGAAUCUGAAUCUGCAUAUUUCUGUUGAGAAAACCUUUUUUUUUGUAGCUCAUGGCUCAAGGAAACCACAAUCAAUUAGCGAGCUGCGUGAUGAUCGCACUUUUCGUGGCCGGAAAGGUGCAAAGCGUACCGACGGGACGUGACACAGUCCCGGCACGGGUCGACGGGACCCCGACCGAAUCUAAUCGAGACGACGUUGCAGCUACCAGCAUCGGGGACGAUCACUCUCUAGUAGAUUCAACAACCCAAAGCAUCAGCACGACGACACAUGAUCGCGUACUGUUUACCGACACACCUGUCAUGGACGCUAUUACCAUCGUAUGGUACCUGGCCACGUUCAUUGCCCUGAUAUCGUUCUUCCUCGUGAUGGCCUGUGCCGAUCGAAACCGAUGCGGAACGCGCAAACCCUCAGCAGAAGAGCUUCCGCCACCGCCAACGCCGGCCCCGUCCUACCGGCAGUUCGCACCGCCCAGCUACGAUUCGCUCGUGUUCGAGAAGGAUAACGACAGCAUUUUCAUUAUCCCGUACGAUGCUCGCAUCGAAAUGGACCAUCAACGGAAUGCCGAGGACAUGGCAACUAGCUUGGGGCACAUCAUCGAACCAACGGAACGGCGGCGACCGUCCAGUCAUUCCGUACGAAUCAGUGAUAUUAGCGACGAAGGUGAUGAUGUUCCAGCAGUUAUUGCGGUGACGAACAUUCCGGUUCGAAGUAGUUACGCCAUCGAGCGCGACGUCACAGCGCUCUGAACGGCCGCGCACCUUCCGCGUUCGAUUUCGCGCUGUGGUUCGAUAAGUGGACAAACACGUUCUAGCGUCGUUCAAGUGCAGCUUUCGAUUGUUCUUCUACGCCCAUAAGGCUACGCAAUGCUGACGCAACAGUUUGCCGUCUUUAAACAAUUUUAAGACGGGCAAAAAUGUUAAGGUGAUAAGACGGGGGAGCAAUCGAAGCUUGCCCACUUCCGCGUCACGACGUGCCAACGAUCUGCACAUGCUGGUGCUGCUCAUGACAACAAUAUCGACGAGCCUUUAAUGUAUAGCAGUUAGGGGAAGAGUCCGCCAAUCGAUAGUUUUUAGGUAUGGCAAGCAUCAGUGAUACGUUGUUAUCGUACGUGAAGUAGCGACGGCGAAGCUUCUCAGUGUCUGUGUGGACUUGUACAUAUUGUGUAUUAUAUUAGGUUUAGGUAUUAAACGCGUUUCUAAUAUAGAGUAAAGAUCUAAUGCCUCUUUUAACAAACCUUUCGCAUUUCUUCACUUCGAGGAAGGGCGCACCACUCCUGCUAAAAAUUGAUUUUCAUGUGGUUACGUAUUUAAUGCGACUGAUAAAACAACAUCACUGUCUGAUAUGCGCGAUUGACUCACGCUGUUAUCGAUAAGCUUGCUUGGUUAGGAAAAAACAAACAGUGCAAACUCCUGUCGACAGCAAUAGAUUUGUUCUGGAAGGGAUUUCUUUAUCACCAAGUCUUUCCUGGCUUAAAUGAAACUAUCUUGAGGUAGGCCAUUUUGAAUGAACGGAAGAAUAAUGAAGAUAUCGUGAUAGCACCGAA
Molecule: messenger RNA, 2505 nt
Organism: Anopheles stephensi (Asian malaria mosquito)
Lineage: Eukaryota; Metazoa; Arthropoda; Insecta; Diptera; Culicidae
Exons: 3
Coding region: 1013-1708 (231 amino acids)
Source: RefSeq, a predicted model, not a curated record